Anneissia japonica is the source of this 2428-nucleotide messenger RNA. RefSeq names its product solute carrier family 28 member 3-like. The record is from RefSeq and is a predicted model, not a curated record. Gene Ontology annotation, molecular function: nucleoside:sodium symporter activity. The transcript has 13 exons. NCBI's taxonomy places the organism in Eukaryota, Metazoa, Echinodermata, Crinoidea, Comatulida, Comatulidae. Gene Ontology annotation, biological process: nucleoside transmembrane transport. Gene Ontology annotation, cellular component: membrane. Bases 451 to 2370 code for a protein of 639 amino acids.
AGUCCUAUAGCGUCACAACACUAUUAUGUAAACAAAUGCAUUGACGAGUAUUACAAAAAAAUCUUACUAUCGAUAAUUUAUAAAUCACGAUGCACUAAAAGAUGGUCAUUGAGAUGUGAUAACGCUUGGUUGGAGACACACUAAACUACGUACAGUAUUUUGUUCACAACAGAAUGAAUAAAAAGAGCUUUCUGUAUCGUUUAACCUAUUGUGUUCAACAGGUUUAAAUUGAACGACAGACCGAUCAAGUCACCCGCACCCGAAGGAUUCCAAGCCUUAGGUAAGACGUGGUCAGCAUCUGUCAACAUUCGUUUCAGAAAGGUUUGAACAUAGACUAAAGUGAGUGAAGGCCCCAUCAGAAGUUUCGUACAAAAUGUCAGGCAACGUCAACAGCGUAUUGUGAAUGGGAAUGGGAAUUAAAAAGGCGAUGAGCUGCAGUGAGUAAAAACCAUGUCGUAUGACUCGACGAAGAUUUCACGGCCUUACAAGAAGUACGGUAGUUUGACGGAAUCAGGGCCUGCUUCCAGCAGCAUAGGAAACAUUGAACUGACCAAGUACAAUCCAAAUGUAAAUGGUUCACACGUCAAUGAAGGGUUUAUUGAAGGUGAACCUCAGACCAAGCCACCAGUUAAUCCCUCACCUACUAUCUCCGCUGCGUAUGCACCUCCUCAGCACAAUGUUGAUGACGUAGUUAUCGAAACUAUACCAAAAGCAACCGAGAACCCGGACCCGCCGUCACGGGGAUUUUGGACGUCAGUCGACGAGGCGAAGGUUGUCGUGGGCAAUUUUUACACAGAAAACAGGAAGCCAACACUCUGGACAAUCGCCGCAAUAUGUGUGGUUGCUUAUAUUGCAUACUUCGUAAAAGCACUGUCAUACGACUACGACGAAGCGGAGAUUCUUAUUGUUUUCACGUGUAUUGCAGUGGUCAUUGUGAUCUAUGUAGUAGUUCGAGAUAACUUCGGGACAAAGAUUGAAGAACGUGUACUUAAACCCGCUUCUGAGAAGAUUGAUGAUAAUUGGGGUCAUAUCAAAUGGCCUCUGUAUAUUUUGAUCGUGGUUGCACUCAUUAUUGUGUUGGUGCUGUUGACAAUAGACUCACCGGAAAACCUUAUUUCUCUCGCUGGACUGGCUAUCUUCGUACUUUUUACCUACGUAUUUUCCAAGCAUCCUGGUGAAGUAAAAUGGCGUCCUGUGUUAUGGGGUCUGAUGCUUCAGUUUCUGCUCGGGCUGUUUGUACUUCGCACUAAUAUAGGCUUCGAGAUUUUUGAAUGGCUUGGAGACAAGGCUACUUUAUUCCUUGAGUUCACAGAUGCUGGCUCUAAAUUCCUUUUCGGUGAACUGUACACAAACCAUUUCUUUGCUUUUAAGGUUCUUCCAGUGGUCAUCUUUUUCAGUAGCGUCAUCUCCAUUUUGUACUAUAUUGGACUCAUGCAGUUAUUCAUUGAGAAAAUCGCAUGGCUUAUGCAAUUUACGAUGAAAACCUCAGCAGGGGAAUCAUUGAAUGCAGCCGGAAACAUAUUCAUUGGACAGACCGAGGCUCCACUGAUGGUACGCCCAUUCCUGAAGAACAUGACGCUGUCAGAGAUCCAUGCCAUCAUGACUGGGGGGUUCGCAACCAUUGCUGGCAGCGUCCUCGGAGCCUACAUCUCAUUUGGAGUGGACGCAUCACAUCUCAUCAGUGCGUCUGUGAUGUCGGCACCAGCUGCCUUAGCUAUGUCCAAAUUAUUCUGGCCUGAAACUGAAGAAUCUAAAAUGGUCACUGUAGAACAGGUUAAGCUACCAAAGGGCGAAGAACGAAAUGUCGUGGAGGCUGCUUCAGUCGGUGCUUCAGCUGCAGUUUCUCUUGUUGCAAACAUCGCGGCAAAUCUGAUAGCGUUCUUAGCAAUCUUAGCCUUCUUCAACGCCAUGCUCACUUGGCUUGGCGGUCUUGUGGGAAUUGAAGAUCUCACAUUUGAAUUGAUCUGUUCAUACGUAUUUAUGCCGGUGGCGUUCAUAAUGGGAGUGGAAUGGGAAGAUUGUCGCGAGGUUGCAGAAUUGAUUGGACUCAAGACUUUCCUGAAUGAAUUCGUAGCAUAUAUCAGACUGGGAGAAUUCAUAGACAACGGUCAAAUAUCAAAAAGAUCAGAGGUCAUCGCUACGUAUGCGCUUUGUGGUUUCGCAAACAUUGGCUCAAUUGGGAUCCAACUUGGUGGACUGACACCAAUGGCACCAUCUCGAAAAGCUGACUUUGCCACAGUUUCAAUUCGCGCCCUCAUCGCCGGAACAGUGGCUUGCUUUAUGACGGCUUGUAUUGCAGGAAUACUAUACGAGGAAAUUGACGUUACGACGCUAAUGAUGAACGCAACGACAAUUGCCCCAGUUACCUAACGCAAUUGCUACUUUGAAUCAUAACGUAGAUUGGAAUGAAUGGAAUUCAAAUGAACAU